CGGCGUUCCUCGGUCUAGGAGCCGAUGCCGGCCGCGCCCUGGAGGCCCCGUAGCGGGGCCGGACCAUGAGCCUGCUGGGCGGCCCGGCCUCCUCGCCGCGGGCCCCGCUGCAGUCCAGCAAGGCCAGGAUGAAAAAGCUCCCGAAGAAGAGCCAGAACGAGAAGUACCGGCUCAAGUACCUGCGGCUGCGCAAAGCGGCCAAAGCCACGGUGUUUGAAAAUGCUGCUAUUUGUGAUGAAAUUGCUCGUCUGGAGGAAAAAUUUCUUAAAGCAAAAGAAGAAAGACGGUAUUUGCUAAAGAAGCUUCUCCAGCUUCAGGCUCUAACCGAAGGGGACGUACACGCUGCAGCUCCUUCCCACAGCUCCAGUUUGCCCCUGCCUUAUGGUGCGGCCAGCUCUGUGGGAACUAUACAGGGAGCUGGGUCCAUUUCUGGACCCAGCGCUGGGGCUGAGGAACCGUUCGGGAAGAAAUCCAAGAAGGAGAAAAAAGAAAAAGGCAAAGAGAACAACAAACUGGAAGUUCUGAAGAAAACAUCCAAGAAAAAGAAAAUGGAGGGAGGUGCUCGCAAGCUGGUUCAGCCCAUUGCCCUGGAUCCCUCAGGACGGCCUGUGUUCCCCAUCGGACUGGGGGGUCUAACAGUAUAUAGCCUGGGGGAGAUCAUCACCGACCGACCUGGCUUCCAUGAUGAGAGCGCCAUCUACCCCGUGGGCUACUGCAGUACUCGAACGUACGCCAGCGUGAAGUGCCCCGCCCAGAAGUGUUUGUAUACCUGCCAGAUCAAGGAUGGUGGCGUGCAGCCUCAGUUUGAAAUUGUUCCUGAAGAUGACCCCCAGAAUGCCAUCGUCACCGCCUCUGCUGAUGCCUGUCACGCAGAACUGCUCAAGGCCAUAAGUGCUGCUAUGGGGAAGCUAAUACCCAACCUGCUUCCAUCCGGAGCUGACUUUUUUGGGUUUUCUCAUCCAACUAUUCACAACCUGAUCCAGAGUUGUCCAGGAGCUCGAAAAUGCCUCAAUUACCAGUGGGUGAAAUUUGAUGUGUGGAAACCCGGAGACGGGCAGCCGCCCCAAGGACUGCCAGAGAAUGAUGCAGCGAUAAGCUUCGAAGCCUUCCAGAGACAGGCCUUUGGUGAAGAUCAUGGUGACCCCAUUCUGCCAGGAUCCUUGGACCUGCCAGAGCUUCAGCCCACACCCUUCGUGUCUUCUUACCAACCCGCAUUCCUGACACAUGAACCCCUGGUGGACACUCACCUGGAGCACCUGAAGUCUCUGUCACAGUGCAGCCCGACCCCAUCUUCAGAUUGAGCAGGAGGGGGUCGCACACCACGUCAUCUAACUUAAAGUAAAAUUCCGAGUGUGGAAGAAGGCAGCGGUUCAGGAGUGAAGGAGAUACCAACACAUUUUGUCAUGGAGGCCCCCGUGGUGACGGUGUUCCCUGGGAAAAGCUUCAGCUGCUUUAUUAUUAGCAAUAAAUUUCUCUUUACAAAUCUGCUUA
Molecule: messenger RNA, 1491 nt
Organism: Ailuropoda melanoleuca (giant panda)
Lineage: Eukaryota; Metazoa; Chordata; Mammalia; Carnivora; Ursidae
Gene: FYRD1
Product: transforming growth factor beta regulator 1
Exons: 9
Coding region: 66-1301 (411 amino acids)
Biological process (GO): regulation of cell cycle
Cellular component (GO): nucleus
Source: RefSeq, a predicted model, not a curated record